GAUCGGAUCGGAUCGCGCCACCAUCACGAAUCGCGAGAGUUUUCAGAAGCUUGGAUCGAUUUGGGAAUUUAGGGUUUUUGUUUCAGCGAAGACGACAUAGGGAUUCGGCGAUGACGCUGCCUCCAGGACUUUAUUCCGGCACCAGCUCUCUUGCUCUUGUGGCUCGUGCUUCGGCUUUUAGCGUGGGUCUCGUCUACGGGAGCAUGAAGCUCAAGUUCUUGAAGAUGACGAAGCCUCACAAGGUUGAAGCCAAUGCUCAUAAUUAAACCAUUUUUUUCUCCCUUUACAAUAAAGCAGGUGGGGGGUUAUGUCUCCCCGUCCCGGUUAUCAAUUUUUCUUAUUCAUCUUUCAGCGCUAAAAAGAAAACAACUUUGUGUCUGAAAAGCUUGUUAUACGUUUCCUAAGACCUCUUUUUGGAGCCAAGUAUUUCCCACUGGUUUACAAAACUCGAGUCAAGAGCAUCUUUACCUUUUA
Raphanus sativus (radish) is the source of this 474-nucleotide messenger RNA. RefSeq lists its product as uncharacterized. The coding region runs from base 111 to 266 and encodes 51 amino acids. The transcript has 3 exons. The record is from RefSeq and is a predicted model, not a curated record. NCBI's taxonomy places the organism in Eukaryota, Viridiplantae, Streptophyta, Magnoliopsida, Brassicales, Brassicaceae.